GGGUUUGCCUGAAAAGACAAGGCGACAGGAGGGAUGAAACAAACUCAAAGUCUCAGCACUUUUGAGGGGAACUUGUGGCUACUGCGUAUUUGCUCGUCACCGGGAUAUGGACCGAAAGAACUGGAAACAAUGCAAUGUGGAUUAAACGUAGAAUAGAUGGAGCAAUGUGUGGCGUUCAAAGAGGAGUUUGUUAAGGUUAUCAGUAUGGAUGCCUUUAGAAAGAAAAGAAAUCCAUGGGUGUGUUAUGAGAAAGAAGUGCCACACAGCAGAUUCUGUGAUCCAGCCUGUGGCGUCAGCCCAGCAGAGAAAUUGAGCCCCGAGCACCUGCAGCUCCUGAGAAAUGCUUUCACCUGUCCAAAAACUGGAGAACAGAUGCACGAAAACAGGCCGAAUAGAAGGAGGGGAAGGAACGAAGGAGGACAUGAGGAGCGUGGAAUGAAGAUCGAGGAGUUUCGGGCCGUUCUGAGGUCUGUGAUCGGUCCAGAUAUUGAGGACGUGUGGGUUGAGAGAUUCUUCAGUGAGGUAGACAUCACCUGUACCGGGCAGGUGGAGUGGCAGCAGUUGUGUUCCUACCUGCUUCUGGAGUACACUGAGAGAGAGAGAGCCUCCAUCCCCAGAGCUGCUCUCCUGGACUCCCAGCCACAGAUCAGACACUGCGCUUACAACAAGCGGGAGCCUACGGUGCGCGUGGUUGCUGUUUCCCAUCCUCCUCCCCUGCGCUAUUUCAGUGUAAGUAAAGGGGGUCAAAUCACUGUCUGGAACAGCAGCCUACACAUCCUCAAAAGUCUAGGGCUUGCUGGAGACCCAACUGAGGAAGUGGCCAACACGAGGAGAUUCAGAGGCUGGACCACUGAUGCCGUCUCCAUGGGCAAUGUCCACAGGGUUGCCAUAGCGACCGACUGCAGGGACUUGCACUUUGUCAAUGUCUCCACAGCCAGUGUAUUCGAGGAUGUCCACCUGUUUGGGUUUCGCAGUGUCCCGACUGCUCUUUGUUACUGGCAUGACAUGCAGAGUCGAGAGCGACCCUCCCUGCUGCUCCUGGGGGACGAGAAGGGUGGAGUGCACCUCAUGUGGUUCCUGAACCCAUUUAAAGGUCUUUUUAAGAAUCUGUCAAAGAAAGAGAACAGCCCACAGAGGAUCUUUGUCCCAGACCUGGGUGAACACAGCGACAUGGUCUCCUACCGCCACAUCCCCAACAUCCACCAGGCGCCGGUCACCAGAGUGAUGUUUGAGCCCGACACCAACAUCAUCAUGACCUCAUCAGAAAGUGACACUACCUCUGUGGUUUUCAUGAAUGUGACACUGAAGCAGGAGCCUUACAUUUGGAAAUUUAAGCAGGGAGCUAAAUGUUUUGACUACAAUGCCUCUCUGCAGCUGAUGGUCACAGGAGGGUGUGACCGAGCUGUCCGACUGUGGACUCCAUUUGUGACCACGUGUCCUGUGGCUACACUGUUGGGUCACCGCACCGCUGUACUGGAUGUUUCAAUCUACCAGGCUGUUGAGCAGAUAUUCAGCUACUCCAGAGAUGCUGAGCUGAGGGUUUGGGACAUUUCCAGCCAUCGCUGCCUGAAAACCGUCCGCCUUCAGUUCCCCUGUCAGCAGCCAGGUCGAAUCCCAGAACACGGCAACUUCCCUUUCCUGUUGCUGAGCCCUCCUCUUUCCGUGCAGUCUCAUUUAGUGGUGGGAUGCAAAGAUUACCUCGCACUGCUCCGUCUGACUGAAACAACAAGAGCAGGAGGCGGAUGGUUGACGGAUGACAGGAGGGAACGUGGACCAAACGUUCAGCGUGGUCCCGCCCUCUCCUGUGCUCUGUACAACUCCACCCUGAGACAGUUGGUGACUGGACACGCCGACUCAUCUGUGUCUUUGUGGGACGUGGAGACAGGCAGGAGGCGGCUUCAGAUCUUAAACACUCAUGGAGAAGAGAAACUCACCUGCAUGGCCCUCGACUCUUCCAACAGAAGACUGAUCACUGGGGCUCGCAACGGCACCAUCAAGGUGUGGAACUUACUCAACGGCCUCAACUUGCACAAGCUGGAGCCAGCCACCGACUCUGAGGUCACCGGGUUGACCUGUCUCCCUGGCAACCAGCUGCUGGCUGUGGGGGGGAGUCAGCGGAUCGUUCAGUACGACAUUGCAGCGGCCAAGGAUUUAUAUGUCAGAGCGGACAUGUCGUGGAAGUCCAGCUGCGUCCACAAAUCCCACAUCCUGGCCGUGAGUCAGUGCUCCGCUCUCGGGGUCAUUGCCACAGCGAGCCAUGAUGGAGAGGUCAUUAUCUGGAGGCUGGAGACGCAAGGACCAGUGCUCCACCUGCAGAGUCCAACACAGCGAGGAGUGGUGCCCCCCGUGGACAGCCUGUUGUUCCUGCAGCAUCGAGCUGGCGACAGAAAGCUGAGAAACAGAGGUGUCCUGGUCUCAUCCCAGGCCGGCUGUCUCUGCUUUUGGAGCGUCACCGGACCGACACACACUUAUGGCCAGUUCUUCGCCCCAGAGCAGACAGAUGAGUGUGUGUGGACACUGAGUUCAGAUCAGCCUAAAAACACCAUCCUGGUCUCCGGAGACACCGCAGGCUGGCUUCAGAUCUGGGACAUCUGCCACUUUGCAGUAGACAUCCAAAACCAGCCAGUUUGUGAGCGGCCUCCUCUGCUACAGUGUUGGAAGGCUCAUCAGAGAGCAUUAGUGAGUGUGGAAGUCCUCGAGCUGGCUGACAGAUUGUUCGUCCUCACUGCCUCGGCUGACGGCUCUGUUGGACUGUGGACGAAAGAUGGAGAUCACGUGGGUUCUUUCAGGCAGGAAGUGAUGUGGAAUAUGACUGAGUCGGCUGCUUACCAGAGGAAAAAACUGUCAGAAGGCACAGAGGAGGAGAGCGCUGAGAGUGACGACGCGGGGUUCAGAGAGGUCAGAAGUCAAGUGACUGACCCCAACGACAGGGGUGAAACUUCACAGAAAGAAUGCUGCUCUGAAGGUCACCAUUCAGUGCAAACAGCAUCAUCCAUCAGACCACCGGAGAAUGAACACGAGCAACCUCAGCAGCCCUUGUAUCUGCGUGAGGACUCUUGCCAGAAGGUAGCCGUGUGUCAUGAGAGCAGACAUCUGUUUGAUGACAUCCGCCACGGCAAUCACUGCUGAUUGGAUGUGUUCGCCCCAUCAGACUCUGAUCCUACAGGAGAUGCCUUUUCAACUGAGGAUUUACCUACAAUCCCUGGUAUCAGAGUUUGACGGGCUGCAAAAAGGCUGAGCUCACAGCAUCUGGAAGGAAAAGUGAACUUCCCCCGCGUCCAGUCAGCCAUAAACGAAGAUGCGUCUGACAUUUCUUCACAUUCACACAUUUUGCUUAUCAUCACGGGUCCGCUGAAUCGCACAAAUCAGUGAUGCAAAGCCGCCAUGUCCUAUUUUUACUUGUUUUCCUUCCACAUUCGAUUUUGUACGUAUUUGCAUGUGCUUGCCCGCUCAUCCCUGAAAACCGGGUUAUUUUAAGCACCAGUCUGGAUGUUUUAGCGGAGGAGGAAGCAAGAGCGGUUCCCUUUUCUUGAGUUUGUGUCUUAGGGAUAAAUACAAACAGACACAGCUGGGACACACAGGGCAAGUCAUCCAGUCUGCACUUUUGCCCCUUCAGGCAUCUGCACAUUACUCAAAUCUACCCAAUGUGUUGUCAGGCUGUUUGAUACCAAUGAUACAAAUUUCACCCAAAAGAUUGACAUAUUUUUUUGCCUUUUUGUGGGUGUGUGUGUGUGUGUGUGUGUGUGACGUGGAAUAAAACCUCAAUGACAUAUUUA
Molecule: messenger RNA, 3776 nt
Organism: Acanthopagrus latus (yellowfin seabream)
Lineage: Eukaryota; Metazoa; Chordata; Actinopteri; Spariformes; Sparidae
Product: WD repeat-containing protein 49
Exons: 19
Coding region: 157-3129 (990 amino acids)
Molecular function (GO): protein binding
Source: RefSeq, a predicted model, not a curated record